Messenger RNA from Nelumbo nucifera (sacred lotus), 1427 nucleotides. It is a transcript of the gene RNR2A, whose product is annotated as ribonucleotide reductase 2A. NCBI's taxonomy places the organism in Eukaryota, Viridiplantae, Streptophyta, Magnoliopsida, Proteales, Nelumbonaceae. Gene Ontology annotation, biological process: deoxyribonucleotide biosynthetic process. The record is from RefSeq and is a predicted model, not a curated record. Gene Ontology annotation, molecular function: oxidoreductase activity.
GACGGGGACCUCUCUCCUCGUAAAUAAAAGAUCUCAACUUCACGAGUCGCAUCUUCGUUCUACCUAUUUGUCAUCGGUGUUUGUGUUUUUUGGGUUUUGGUAGGGGUUAGAGUUACUGCUCCGUUUUACUACAAGAGACAGAGGUACAGAGAGGGAUAGAAUUCUGAGAAAUUUGCGAAAUUCUGGGAGAUGGGUUCCCUGGAAACUGGAGGAAGAGACUGUGAGCAACAAGAAGAGGAGCUAAUUCUGAUGGAACAGUCUCAGAGGUUUUGUAUGUUCCCUGUUAGAUACAAACAGCUCUGGGAGAUGUACAAGAAAGCUGAAGCUAGUUUUUGGACUGCCGAAGAAGUUGACCUCUCCCAUGAUAUUCAACAGUGGAAGGCUCUGUCUGAUUCUGAGAAACACUUCAUAAGCCAUGUACUAGCAUUUUUUGCUGCAUCUGAUGGCAUCGUGUUGGAGAACUUGGCCGCUCGAUUUCUAAAAGAUGUUCAAAUUCCAGAGGCUCGAGCAUUUUAUGGGUUUCAAAUUGCCAUGGAGAACAUUCAUYCUGAGAUGUACAGCUUACUUUUGGAGACAUACAUCAAGGACCCAAAGGAGAAGCACAGGUUGUUCAAUGCCAUUGAAAACAUUCCUUCUGUUGCUAGAAAGGCUAAGUGGGCCUUGGAUUGGAUUCAAAGCUCCACUUCAUUUGCAGAAAGACUUGUUGCCUUUGCAUGUGUUGAAGGAAUAUUUUUCUCAGGAAGCUUCUGUGCAAUUUUCUGGCUGAAAAAGAGGGGACUCAUGCCAGGAUUGACAUUCUCAAAUGAGCUUAUUUCCAGAGAUGAGGGUCUCCACUGCGACUUUGCUUGCCUUCUGUACAGCUUGUUACAGAAGCAACUAAGCUCGCAAAGAGUUCAUCAUAUUGUGCAUGAAGCUGUAGAAAUCGAGACUCAAUUUGUUUGUGAAGCUCUCCCAUGUGCAUUAAUUGGCAUGAGCUCAGUUCUCAUGAGCCAUUAUAUAAAGUUUGUUGCCGAUCGCCUACUGGUUGCAUUAGGGUACCAGAAAAAGUACAAUGUAGAAAAUCCUUUUGAUUGGAUGGAAUUUAUCUCCUUGCAAGGAAAAGCAAAUUUCUUUGAGAGAAGGGUGGGUGACUAUCAGAAGUCUUCUGUUAUGUCUAGCCUACAAGAUGGAGGAAACUAUGUUUUCAAACUGGACGAAGACUUCUAGUCUUGAAUCUUCCCUUGGAUUCUACUCCCCAGUUAUUGAAGAGAUUGCUAACAAGGCAUCAAAAUUUUGUAAUGACUACUUACUGUAAAAUUUUCUUUAAAUUCUUCCUCGAGUAUGAUAUACCUUCUAAAUUUUCUGAGAUUUGGCUCAAACCAAAUCAGAAAAAGAGGACCCAAAUGCACAGGAUAAAUACUGCAAUUGGAUGAUAUUGACUAUUUGAA